AUGGCGAGCAGCAGCGGCCCCAAGACUGAGUUCAUUGUGGCAGGGAAAUAUAAACUGGUACGGAAGAUGGGGUCUGGCUCCUUUGGGGAUGUUUUUCAGGCAAUCAAUAUUACCAACGGGGAGGAAGUGGCAAUAAAACUAGAAUCUCUGAAAGCCAAGUAUCCCCUGUUGCUAUAUGAGAGCAAACUCUAUAAGGUUCUUCAAGGUGGGAUUGGCAUCCCCCACAUAUGGUGGUAUGGUCAGGACAAAGACUAUAACAUAUUAGUCAUGGAUCUUCUGGGACCCAGCCUUGAAGAUCUCUUCAAUUUCUGUUCAAGAAGAUUCACAAUGAAAACUAUACUUAUGCUAGCUGAUCAAAUGAUCAGUAGACUUGAAUAUGUGCAUUCUAAGAAUUUUAUACAUAGAGACAUUAAACCGGGUAACUUCCUGAUGGGUCCUAGGCGUCACUGUAGUAGAUGUUUAGAAUCUACUAUGGGGAAGAGGAAAAGAAGCAUCCCUGGUACUCCUCCCCCGGACCCAUCUUUCUCAGCAUUAAACCAGGUAUACCUUAUUGAUUUUGGUUUGGCUAAAAGGUACAGAGACAACAGGACAGGACAACACAUCCAAUACAGAGAAGAUAAAAACCUCACUGGCACUGCUCGAUAUGCUAGCAUCAAUGCACAUAUUGGUAUUGAGCAGAGUCGCCGAGAUGACAUGGAAUCAUUAGGAUAUGUUUUGAUGUAUUUUAAUAGAACCAGCCUGCCAUGGCAAGGACUAAAGGGUACAACAAAGAAGCAACAAUAUGAAAAGAUUAGUGAAAUGAAGAUGUCCACUCCUGUUGACGUUUUAUGUAAGGGGUUUCCUGAAGAAUUUGCCUUGUACUUAAAGUAUUGUCGUAGCCUGCGCUUUGAAGAAAACCCAGAUUACAUGUAUCUGAGGCAGCUAUUCCGCGUUCUUUUCAGGAACCUGAACUACCAGCAUGACUACAUAUUUGAUUGGACAGCGUCAAAGCCAAAAACAGCACAGCAGGCAGCCUCUUCCAGUGGGCAGGAUCAGAAUACCCAACCCCCCCCAGGUUUCUAA
Molecule: messenger RNA, 1062 nt
Organism: Otolemur garnettii (small-eared galago)
Lineage: Eukaryota; Metazoa; Chordata; Mammalia; Primates; Galagidae
Product: casein kinase I-like
Exons: 1
Coding region: 1-1062 (353 amino acids)
Biological process (GO): peptidyl-serine phosphorylation; negative regulation of canonical Wnt signaling pathway; signal transduction
Cellular component (GO): nucleus; cytoplasm
Molecular function (GO): protein serine/threonine kinase activity; ATP binding
Source: RefSeq, a predicted model, not a curated record